GAAGAAGAGGAGGAUAAAGUUCCUAAAAUAAAAAAAGGGGAUUAUUUGAGUUCUGGGUGCCUGAAACCUUCGUUGCCUCUGGAUUUUACUUUGGAUCUGGGAUUUAUCGCCUCUCAAGCGCAAUGGAAAGCCGCGAUUUCGCCCCGCCGCACCACCUCCUGACGGAGCGGAGCGCUCUGGUUCACAGCGCCGCGUCUCGGAUGGCGCCGGGCGGACACGGCUCCGUGCAGCACCCCGCUCACUUUCAGCCCGGGAAAUAUUACUCAUCUCACCUCUCCAUGGGUCCGCACUCAGGUGCUGCCUUCAUGGGCUCAUUCCUGGCUCGGAGUCUGGGACCCCCGCCUUCCCACCCCGCUCACCCUUCUGGACCUGCUGCCUCCCCUUCCUCCCCCUCCUACAGGGCUGGACCCCAUUCAAGCGCUUCCCCUAUCUGGUUCCCCCAUUCACACGAAGGGUACCCCAGCUAUUCAGGAAGUCUUGCUUCUCCUUUUCUCCCCAUAAGUCCCCUGGAUCACCAUAGCAACAGCCUGUAUGGACAGCACCGCUUCUACGAAACUCAAAAAGAUCACUUCUAUCUGAGAGGCCUUCCCCCCCAGCCCCCUCUGCUCUCCACCAAUCACAGCCUUCCGCCUCUGUCCAGGACGGCGCCGAGCCACCCGCUCGGCUCCUGCAGCCGGGAAGCUGACGGUUGCGGGGGAGGCGGACGGGGCGCCAAGGAUGUCGGUGACAAAGUGGUUUUAUCAAAAGAAAAGGAGAGAUCGAGUAGCAAGGAGCGCCACCAAGAAAGCAAGGACAAACAGCUCCAUCAUCACCAGACGAACGCCGGUUCUACUCCGUCUGGGUACCAGGCGUACCCCCACCAUGCCCUCCUCCCGCACCUCGCCCUCCAGGGGCGGGACGAGGAGCACAGACACUCUCUGGAGCGACACAAGGAUUACAGGGACGGGGAUUUGGGCGGUCAGGGAGGGAAGCAUAUGAGUGCCUGCAAACUGUCCAGCAGUUCGGUGGCAGAAGCAAGCUGUGGAGGAAAGGGGGCAGCGAUAAGCAGCUGCGCCGGCGGUGGGGCGGCCAGGCCUCCAUCUGGAGGCGGCAGACGGGGAUCAAAAGAUGGACCCAUAAACGGAGAAAUGAGGCUCAGCGAGUCGUCCUCUGAAUGUAUGAGGCGAGGAGCGGCGGCGACCACCAUCUUGGCACCUCCGACUCCUCACUCGUCUUACUCCAUGCCGCCACCCCCCGCGCCUCCUCCUCCUCACGCCAUGCACAUGGGCUCCACACUAACUGGAGGUUGGCUCCAUCACCAUCCACACCCGGAUUUUUACUGCCCUCCGCCCCAUCUGACACUCGCCCCUUGUAAAGACCCAUGCAGCAGGGAGGCAAAGGGGGUCGGACCAACUUAUGUGCCUUCAGUUGGGCCGCAGAGGGACGUGGCGGCCCCUGAAGGAGGCGGGAGGAAGGCGGACGAUAGGUCAGAGGAGGGGACUUAUGAAAGUUCCUCUCAUCACCACAGCCGCCUUAGCGCUUGUCAGAGGAAGGACAAAUCUCAGCAACACCAACAGCAGAUGGGAUACGGCAAAGCAGACAAACCCCCCGACUGGACGAACCCCCCCCACCGGCCCUUCUCCCAACCCGAAACGCGCUCCUGCAGCCUUCAAACAUCUCCAGCCUUCAGGGACGAUACAGAGGAGAUUUGUCGUCCCGUAGACACUACCCAGGACGCACCUUCUGUACCGGAGCAGGAGGCAUCCAGGGACGGCCCAGAGGCAGAGACCCCGCCCUUCAGGGACUGCUCUCUGUCGGGUCACGACAGGCACGUGGCGCUCAGGUCGGCGACUCAAAGGGAAGGGCAAAAAGUGGCAAGAAUAAAGCACCAGCAGCACAGCAGCCAAGCAGGAGGUGUGGAGGAGAAGAGCCGAGAGGGGAGUCACACAGCACCUCCAUGGGGGGCUCGGGGGAGCCACCAGGAGGACCAGAGAAAAGGUACCCACAAUGCACCACUUAGUAAAGGAGCCCAAUCGCAAGUGCCUCCACUGCUCCACUCCAACACCGAUGGUGAGGGAAGUGCCAUGAAGAACCUCAUGAACUACAGUUCCCAGCAGCCUCAGCUGCUGCCGCAGAGGAGCCCCUUCGGAGGUUUGGGGUACCUCAGUAAAGGUGGAGAUAGAUCGGAGAAGGGGGACAAAGGAGUCAAAAGCAACACCUUCCUGCAAGACCCUCCCAAGCAGCCCCUCCCUCCUCGCCGGGGCUCCAUAAACGAAGGAGAGAGAGGUGACAGGAGUGUAAAGGAGGCGGGGGAUGCAGGUGAAGGAGAGGUCCGACAGCCACCUGUGGGCAUCGCGGUGGCAGUGGCCAGGCCUCCCCAUCGGUCUCCGGACAGCACGCCGGGACACAGCAGGCAGGGCAGGGUCCUGCCGAGCGUGAAAGGUGUGUCGCGGCCGGUGUAUCCUCUUGGUCGGGAGGCGGAGGACAGGAAAAGAAUGACGGAGGACCAGAUCGGUCUGCACCAUCUGGACCGAGAAAGAGACAUGAUCAUCAGGGACAACAAGGACUGCAUGGAGUUUGCCAGGAUUCACCCUUCGAGCAGCUGCCACGGUGACCUGACCUCUCACCUGCUGGUCCCCGGAGGGGCGAGCCAGUUAGGGGCAGACCCGAGUGCACACGCUCACCCAGCUCACCACUGGAUGCAGAGGACAGGAAGUCCGUCCCUGUGGAUGGGGCAUUCGUACGGUCUGAGCCAUGUGGGAAUGAGCCCGGGUUUUCCUCCUGGUCUUUCGAGCUCCCUGCAGCCUGUUUUGGGGUCACUUACACAAGAUCCUAAUUCCCCCCUCGUCGUCCUUCCUGCAGAACCCGGAAACCACCAUCCUCUUGACGUCUUAGAGCAGUCGGGUCUGUGGCCACCUGUCUACAGAGCUAGAGGUCCUCCCCCUCACCUGCAGCACCACCCAGUCUACUCCAGCUCCUCAUUCCUACGGCAGCAGGAGCUGUACACCCUGCAGCAGCAGCGGGCCAUGGAGCACAUGCAACGCCUGCCUUUUGCACAUAGAAAACAGGAGGAGAACACCGUCACCCCGGAGGGCUCCCAGAAUAAAUCCUCCGCUUCCAGAACGCCGUCAUCCUGUGCAUCCACCGCCUCCUCGCAUCCAACAAAACCUUUUUCCCACACCCCUCCUCCACUCAAGACCUCCACGCCGUCUCCUGGACUGUGUCCCAGCAGCCGACAGUCCCCCUGCUACCACUCCCCUUCCACACGCCCCCACCCACCAAAUCCCCUGACCCCGACGCCAAGCCCCGCCGCGGCUGCUCCGUGCUCGCCAGCUCUCAGCCCCGCUCCCUCUCACCUGUCUAAAAGGCUGGAAGGGGGCAGCGACAGAGGAGAAGGGCAGCCCCCGAAGGAUUACCCACAAUCCUUGGAGCCAGAUCUGCCACCUGUCUAUACCUUCUCUCUGGUCGCCAUGGGUUACAAGGCCGGGCCCUCGCCUCCUGAAGCAUUGCUGGCCGAACAGUCUUCAGCGGUGGCAGAGCCAGCAGAGCCGGAGUCCAAGUCCAUCCCACGCCCACGUCACAUCCAGCCUCUCACCGUGGAGGAAGAGUUGAGGAAAGAAGAAGACGGUCGUGCAUGCGAUGUGGCGGAAACCCAGAUUGGAGUUCCAGACGAGGAGAGGAAGGAGACAAAAGGAUGCUUCAUCUCUGAGCCUCAGAACAAGGCUUCUGGAUUGCCGCCAUGCACUUUCCCAUCCCCGGCGUCAGAUCCAGCCUGCCCAGCAGGCACAACCCUAAAAGUAGAUCUCUCUCCGGGUUGCUCGGGCCAGAAGGCGAGCCUGGAGGAGUCCCAAAGAUCCAAAGAGCAGGAGAACGAUGGAAAAGAGGACGAGAAAGAGGAGUCUGACCCAGCCGAGUGUUUUGUUUCUGUGCCUGUAGAGUCGGAAGAGGAGGAAGAUGGAUGUAAAGCUGAAGAGAAUGUAGAGGUAGUUGAGGAUGAGGAGGAGAGUGAAAAAAGUCCAAAUGAGGAGCUGGUAGGACAAAUAUGUAGUUCACCCGCUCCUCCUCAGUCUCCUGAACCAGCCUCCUCUCCCGUGGCAAACACAGCAGCCCAGCUUGAGGGAGCGUACAUUCGCAGCUUGGAGCUCCUAAUUGCUGCAGCUUUGUGUGCCACCAGAGAUGCAAUGCACCCACCAGCUCCUGCUGGUCACAACCCAUGCCCUUCAUCUCACCAUGGAAUGGAAAUACUGGGGGAGCUGGCCGAGCUGGAGAUCCAGCAGAGGAGGAGGGAGACCGAAGGAAAAGGCCCUGAAGGUGAGGAAACGCUCACCCUUGACCUCCACAGUUUGGCAACGCUGGCAGCCGCCCGGGCCUUGGAGACCGAGGGAGGGGCUGUGGAUGUGGGGGCCGAGCGGCAGUGUCCAAUCAGGAAGAGGCUCAACCUGCGCAGGAAGUGCAGCUGGACCCCUCGGCACGAGCCGGUGUGCCCCGUGAAGGGCUCCAUGGAGACGAUGGGGGGGGAGGAGCUGGCCAUGCGUGUCCAGCUGGCUGAGCUUCAGCGCCGCUACAAAGAAAAACAGAGAGAGCUGGCCAAACUACAGAGGAAACACGACCACCAGAAAGACGAGACGUCUCGUAGCCCCGCUCGCCGGGGGCCCGGCCGCCCCCGCAAGCGCAAGUCCGCCCCCGGCCCAGCUGCCACCGAGAGCUCCAAAAGGCUCAGGGCUGGAAUGAAUCUACUGGAGGGGAAAGCCCGGAACUCUGUGUUCAAUCACACUUUCAACAGCCUCAGCGCCGCACAGAUGAAGGCUCGCUGUAAGCACAGAGGUCGACCGAGCACCCUGAGCUCCAGGCUGGCCAGGCGGGUGACCCAGCUGAAGCAGAAGGCCGCGGGAGGCCUGCGCACCAAGGACGAGCCCUCCAAAGGUCACUGCCGACAAGGCGGGAAAGGCCUGCAGGAGCGCUCAGCUGCUCCGAAGAGGAAGAGGGGUCGAAAACCCAAAGGGAUGCUGGGUAACAGGGCGCAUCACAAAGCCGCCGAGAAACAGGAGUUGAAGGAUGAGAAGAGUGAAGGCACAGAGCACGAGGAUGAGGAGGAGGAGGACGGCAGUUGUGACAGCGAAGAUGGAGCAAGUGACAUCAAGAUAAGCUCUAAAGAAGCUCCUACAAACCCAGCUGGGCCCUUUUCGGCACAGACCUCCAAACUCCAGGCAAGCCAGAGACCCAUGAGUAAAAGACUAGGACCUCCUGGCUUGGGGAGCUCCUCUUGCCUAGAUCAGAGGAAAACGCCCAGAAGGCCAAACAUCCACAUCCCGGGGAGGGAAUAUCCAGAGCUAGCAGGUGUCGGCAGAUCCGCCAUGCCCUGCUGGGGUCUGUCACCGACGGCCUGCAGCUUUGGGGACAACCGUGAAAACUACCGAGCUCUCGCAGAGGCCAAGAGAGCGGGCAAAGAUGAGGCCAGGAGGACGUCGACGGCGCAGGGAUUACUCGGAAAGGACAAGAGUCACGGCGUGAGCCGGCUCCUGCAGAGCUUCGCCGCCGAUGACGGCUUUCACCUGGAUGAAGAGAGCAGCUUUUCGGAGGGAGAGAAGGAGGAAGAGGAGGGGUUGAAGGAGAGGUCGCUCACUCACCUUCCUCCCAACAUGCCUUGCAGAAUACCUGCGCUUCCAAACUGUGUGCUGAGCAAAGAAAUGUUAGUAGACGGGCUGAAGAUCCUGAUCUCCAAGGAGGACGAGCUCCUGUACGCCGCCUGCGUUCAGACUCUGGACCUGCCCGACAUAUUUAGAGUCGUCAUCGACGGGGAGCGCUGCAAUCGCCCCAGGAUCUACUCCCUGGAGCAGCUCCUACAGGAAGCUGUGUUGGACGUGCGACCACAAACCGAGGCCAUCCUCACGCCUGGAACGCGAGUUUGUGCCUACUGGAGCGAGCGCUCUCGCUGUCUCUACCCUGGUUACGUCCAACAAGGAGGUCCUGGUGAGGAGGAGAAGGAGGGCAGUGUGAUGGUGGAGUUUGAUGAUGGAGACAGAGGGAGGAUCUCUCUCGUGAACAUCAGACUUUUACCUCCAGGAUACCAAAUUCGCUGCGCAGAACCGUCUCCUGCUCUCCUGGUGUCUCCUGGCCGUCGAGGUCGGCGAAGUUCCACCCUGGAUAAGAAGGAGGCGUCCUCUGAGAAACCGACCAAUGAGGAGGCAGGAGUGAGGCCUCAGGAAAGAAGACGAGUCGGCAGGCCGAAGAGAAUCAGCUCGGUGCAAAAGACGGCUGAGAUUCCUGCUUCGGGGGCAAGCGUUGUGGCCAAAGGCAGCGCCUCCUCGUUGAGCUGGUCCGUGCAGAGGAAGAGACCGCCCGUUGACUUCUUCCUCUUUAACGGGACGUCCCGAAAGACCCAGAAGAAGAUCCGAGAGCGAGACCUAGGGCUGUUUCAUCGACCCGCCUUGCACUCUCUUGCACCACCGCCGACCCAAAUCAAAAGCAUUUUCGGCUCACCCUUCAAGGUCGACUCCUUCAGUAGCAUUGCUAACGGUUACUCCACCUUUGGAAACGGUGGAUCCUCUGGAGCGGGGAGGCCGGUGGCCUCCAUGGCUCCCAUGGGGCUCAGAGACUCCUCUUCAUCUGCCACCUUGCCUCUGGCAGCUGGAGGCCAUAAGGCCGCCAAUGAUCGCGACAGGAAGCACUUUUUGGUGAAGCUUGACCACGAAGGAGUGACGUCUCCUAAAACAAAGAACGGCAAAGCUUUACUUCGGCUCGGAGGGGCUGGGAGUAGAGGACAUAAAAACCACGUCUCAGUAGGAGCGCCUCUACGAUACAUCCAGCCCUCGCUGUUGGCAAAAGACGGCAAGAGGUCUACGGGACAAAGAGACACUGGGGCUCGGUCGGACGCUCUUGUUAAGGGAGUUCCACCUCUGAGGAAGGAUCUUCUUCCUAAAACUAUUGGAGUACAAGGAGGGGAUUACGAUUUGGACUAUCCCAGUGACUGUCCUAGUUCUUAUUCUGAACUGGAUGAAGACGAUGAGGACGACGGCGAAGAAGCCGAAGCACGAAGAAGAAGAGCAACGGUCGCACCCCAUCGUGGUGGCCGUUUUCUUUCUCGUCCUUCCAUUUGCUUCUCUUCUUCUUCCUCCUCCUCUUCCUCCUCUGGAUCUAUCUCUUCCUCGUCCCUGUGUUCCUCGGACAACGACUCGUCUUACUCCUCUGACGAAGAAUCCUCCUCGGUGUUGUUGCGCCGCGCACUUCUCCAGCAAGACAAACACAAAAAUCGACACAGCGUGAACUCUAACCCGCAAGACCCUUCCACGCCGUCUCCAUCCUCGUCAGCUCAUGGAUACGUCGUGAAGAGCGGCCUAACCGUUGGAGGGUCAAAAGCACGAGCAGAGGACAGGAAGGAGUAUCUGUCUAAAGGGGGGAUGAUGACGACACCGAAGGCACAACUGAAGAGGAAAGAAAGUGCUCCCAACAACCACCACCAAAGACCCAACAGUCCUCAGACUCACUCCAAGGACCAAACGGCCAAGAAGCAGAGGAUGUCUUCACCUGAGGCCUUUCCCAACACGCCCCCUCUGCUGUCCGGACGCCACCUCUGGAGGUGGUCCGGCAACCCCACUCAGAGGAGAGGUCUGAAGGGUAAAGCCCGUAAGCUUUUCUACAAGGCCAUCGUGCGGGGCAAAGAGAUGGUGCGUGUCGGAGACUGCGCCGUCUUCUUAUCACCCGGCCGGCCGCAGCUGCCCUACGUGGGCAGAGUGGAGAGCCUCUGGGAGUCCUGGAGCUCCACCAUGGUGGUCAGGGUCAAGUGGUUCUACCAUCCGGAGGAGACGCGCUUGGGGAAGCGACACCGCGACGGCAAGAAUGCCUUGUACCAGUCGAGUCACGAGGACGAGAACGACGUGCAGACCAUCUCCCAUCGCUGCCAGGUGGUCAGCAAGUCGGAGUACGACCUCCUGAUGCGCGAGCGUAAGCCGGGCGGCGCGGCCAACGACCUCUUCUACCUUGCUGGAACCUACGAGCCGACCACGGGUCAGCUGAUCAGCGCGGACGGCAUGGUCGUGGUGUCCUAGCGGGUCCAGAGGCUCUGGAGAUGCGGGGCGGCUCCCUCAGCGGGGAGCGGGAGGCGCAGCCAAAACCAAGAACUGUAGCUGAUCUUUUUCCCGUCCGCCGAAGGAGGAGAAGGCCGCACAAUACUGGCACUUAGAUACGCCCCGGGAGUUUUGAAGGAAAAGUCCAGAUUUGAGCUCCUCAGCGGGCUCCUAUUUGCAACGAGAGCUUUCAGCCUUUCUGCGGCUGUCUCGAAACGAACACAGAAACCAAGGACUCGAGCACUUUGGAGUGAAGUAGCUUUUUUAAAUUUUUUUAAUAGGGAGGAAGCAGCAUGCUUGGCUUUCUGAGACAAGGAGAGACUUGUAGUAAACCACACUGGUUUGGCUCGUAUUAAUGCUCUUAUUUAACGGUCUUAUACUGGUAGUCUGACUACGACAACGGGGAGAUCCCCAACAGGACCAAUAAACACUGUAGUUUGUGUUAAAAAUGUGUGUUUGCAGAGCGUUUGGCUUUUAAUGAACUCUAAGCAAACAGUGCUGUAAAUGUGAGCAUGGAUGUGUGUGGUCAUGCACGGCGAUGUCAUGGUGCAGCAUGGGUAUGUCUCUUUUUUUAUUAACCGAUCCAGUGUAUUUUUUUCCUCCUUUCAAGCCAUACACGUCAAUACCUCUCUGGUGUCCUCCCGUGCGGGAGCAAAGACACAUGUACAGGCAGUAGGAUUGUUUAUUUGAGCGUGCAUCUUUUGUACAGCCUUCUGUGUAAAAUAACAGUGUAAAUAGUAUACAGUAUAAUUGCUUUUUUUUUGUUUUAUUUUGAAAAGAAGAUUAUUUUAUUUUGGAUUUCAGGGCGGGCGAGUGGGUGGGUACUUCCUCCAGAAGAGGUCAGAGGAUUUCCUUUUCUCUCAAUGCACUGAACAGGACUGGAGAUUUGAUUAAAUUGCGACCUUUUGUGACAACACAACCACAAGUAAAAUGUAUUUGUUUUUUUAUAAGGAAAUCUGGAAAAAUCUUUUUUUUUUGUAUUUAAUUUCAGCGUUUAUUAUUAUUUUUUUAUUAACCGAGACUGGAAAAAAAAGUUUCUGCUGUUGUUUAAUCCUAAAAUAAUCUAGUCUGUAGAAAAUGUAGAUACAUAUCUGGCAGCAAAAAGAGACAUACCAAAGCGCCGGUUCGUUUACCACGAUUUUAGGAAAUCUUCAAUCAAAAUAUGAAUCCGGGACCCCCCCCUUGCAAUGGCAGCGUUUCUCCUGUCCGGCAGUCGCUAUGACGGCCUCCGAGAAACACUGCGGCGGCGGCGUUGUGUAGGUGCCGCCCAGCUGAUGCACUUGAGGUCUCCAUGGCAACCAUAAUGGCAUCACGUGACUGUGAAGGACAAUCAGAGCCAAUCGAUGGGGACAAUGCUGAGAAAAAUAACCGAUCAAAUCAUCAAUAAUGGUUCUUGUCACUUUUAUUCCUGCUUUGCCAAAAAAAAACAAAAAAAAACAGUUUUAUGUUUGUACAUUUAUUUUUCCAUUUCAUGUUUAUGCAAACCUGCGACUAGGGGAAGAACAUGGAUGCCUUUUUUUAUUUGUAAGGACUGACUUAACAUUUUUUUUGCUGUUACACUGCAAAGCAAAAGCUUUAAUUGAGAUCUAAUGUGAAACUGAAAUAUAACUUUAAUGGGUCUUUAAUUUGUUUAAAAGCUGUAUUUUGUUGAACAGACACUGGAUUCAGUUCUGAACAUCCCAUUCUGGCAGAGGUGUGUUUUUAUUUAGACCCACUGGAACCUGCUUUGUACGGUUGAGAAAACCUACUAAGAUAUAUUAUGUAAUUUCAGUCAUUCUUUGGAAAUAUAACUUCAAUAUUUCCUCAUGUACAAAAAGAAAAAAAUAUUUAUCUUAAUUUUAUUGCUUUUUUUGUGUUUCAUUAAAAAAAAGGUUCUUACAAAACGA
Oryzias melastigma (Indian medaka) is the source of this 9928-nucleotide messenger RNA. It is a transcript of the gene bahcc1b, whose product is annotated as BAH domain and coiled-coil containing 1b. The coding region runs from base 123 to 8024 and encodes 2633 amino acids. NCBI's taxonomy places the organism in Eukaryota, Metazoa, Chordata, Actinopteri, Beloniformes, Adrianichthyidae. The record is from RefSeq and is a predicted model, not a curated record. Gene Ontology annotation, molecular function: chromatin binding. The transcript is spliced from 27 exons.